AUGGCCACGCUGCCGAGAAAGGCGACGGCAGACCUGUCUAUGCCCUCGGGAAAGUCGCCGUCCGUGAGGGCUCACGAGCACUUCCUGGAGCCCAAGCCGCUCAGGCAGGCCCACAAGGAGGCCAACAGAAGGGAGAGGCUCAUCAAGACCACCAGGACCCUGAGCAUCCACCUCAGCUUCUUCGGGACGGGCAUGUACUACGCCCUGUUCGGGCCCACGGUUCAGGACCUGGCUGUGAGCCUGGACGCCGACCUAUUCCGCGUGCUCUUUCUACUCGCCGCCAGGGGCAUCGGAGGCUUCGUCGGCGCCCUUUUCGGUGGCGUAUUCCUGAAGCCGGUGAACCCGCAAGUACUCUUCGUCAUAUUCGACUUUUUCCUGGCAAUGGCGUGCAUCGGCCUGUCCUACUUCGAUACUCUCUUUCAAUACGUCUUCAUUUUCGCCAUCGGAGGCAUCGCACUGGGUGCCCUUAACAUCGUGGGGGUCCUCUGGAUGUCUGCAAUGUGGCGAGAGAACAGCGGUUUCCUACUGCAGACACUCAGCUUUAUGCACUGCAUGGGUUGUGUCCUCGGCCCAGUCGUCGGGGAGCCCUUCUUGACUCACCGCAGCGUCAUAGAGGCGCCGUCGGCAACCCCCAGCUAUCGUCUGACCUACUUGUCCCAGCUAGAAGACAAGGAUUUCAUCUACGUCACGUACGCGUACUGGGUCGUCGGCAUCUAUCUCUUUGCUGUCGUACUUUUGUUGCUGGCAGUUUUCUUCGUCGACCCGAGACACGAAAAUCUGGGGAUGAUGGAAACCCGUUGCAACCCCGUAAAGUUGAGCCCCAUCAUCGCGGUCCUGGUGGCCUACCUUGCCGUCUACGUGGCCAUGGAGAUCCUCUACAGCCAGCUGAUCGCGAGCUUGGCCCUCUUACUGGGUCACAACAAGACAACUGCCGCCUACCUGACGUCUUUGUUCUGGGCCACCUUCACCACCGUCCGCGGUGUCUGCAUCCUCUGGGUUCAGCAGCACGGCUCUCUCACGGUGCUCUUGAUCUGCAACGGGCUCCUGGUGCUCACGGCGUGCCUCAACUCGGGACUGGGCUACCAGACACGUGUCAUGUGGGUGGGCACGUCCCUGGUCGGUGCCUGCCUCGCUCCCGUGUUGCCCUCGACGCUGCUGUUGCUGCACGACCAAUCCGGGGUGUCCUCGGCAAGGUUCGCCGGCGUCCUCUUCGUGGUCGGCGCUAGCUCGGCCAUCAGUCCGCUCUGCGUCGGAGCCGUGAUGGAGCGGAACCCGAUGCUUUUUUACCACGGAUUCUUGGGGCUUGCGUUCAUUUCCUUGCUCUUGGUGGUGGGCGCAAACGUGCUCAUUCAUCGUUCUGAAGCCGUCAUCGGCGGUUACAUAUCUCUUCCCAUGGAAGAACGCCGGCGAUCGUAUUAG
This is a messenger RNA of Ixodes scapularis (black-legged tick), 1419 nucleotides long. RefSeq names its product sodium-dependent glucose transporter 1-like. The record is from RefSeq and is a predicted model, not a curated record. Lineage: Eukaryota; Metazoa; Arthropoda; Arachnida; Ixodida; Ixodidae. The coding region runs from base 1 to 1419 and encodes 472 amino acids. The transcript has 4 exons.